Molecule: messenger RNA, 324 nt
Organism: Schistosoma bovis
Lineage: Eukaryota; Metazoa; Platyhelminthes; Trematoda; Strigeidida; Schistosomatidae
Source: the annotation of a GenBank genome assembly
AUGGAUAUCAUUUACAGUUGGUGUAUUAUCUGGUGUUUAUUAAAUCUCAUUUUAAAUGGGAAAAUUGGUCAAGCGCAAGAAGACAGUUCCACAGAAGAUCCUAUUACUGAUCCUCCCACUUUCGAUAAUACAACAAUGACCAGUACAACAAGUGAUUUCACCAAUAAACCAGAAGAGGAAAACUCUACCACAGAUGACACUAAUUAUACUACAAUCCCCGGUUAUUCUAGUACUGACAUAAUCACAAACGAUGCUACAAAUUUAAAAUGUCAACGAAUAUUCUACAUGAUAGUUGGAUUGAUCAGUCUAAUGGCAAUCAAUUAA